UUGUAGAUAUAUUUAGUCCUAGUUCUCUCUCUCCCUCUCUCUCCCUCUCUCUCUCUCGCUCGCUCUCUUGCUCUCGCUCUCGAACAUGGCGGUCAGUCCGACGCUUCCUGCUCAUAACCAGAACGUCUUCCAGACCAAACUUUCGAGCUACAGGAGCAAGUUAUCCCCGUUGAACCCGGUCACGGGGCCGAGGAGCGCGCUGUUGGCGAACAGCGAUGAGGUAACGAGGACGAGGAGGAUAUGGGCGAUGAAGACGGAGUCGACGAGGCUGCACCUCGCCAACCUCGAUAAGCUCCUGCAGAAGCCGAGCGUGCUCGACCCGCAACCGCCUCAUCAGUGGGAUCGCGAGGAAAUCGCGAAGCCCAGCGACGUCGCGUUGUCGGAGGAGGAGAAGAGAGCUGGAAGCGGCCUACUGGAGGGCCUGAGCUUGGCCAGGAUCUGGCCAGGGGCGAAGGCGGCGGAGGAGAUGUCGCCGCGGCACCUCCACCGCCUCCAGCGGCUCCUCUCCAUGACGCCAGAGUAUUCCCCCCGGAACAGCCUCGCAAGCCGGUGGCAGGAAUACCACGGCUGCAAUGACUGGGCCGGGCUGCUCGACCCGCUGGACGAGAACCUCCGGAGGGAGGUGGUGCGGUAUGGGGAGUUUGUGCAGGCAGCCUAUGAGGCCUUCAACACGGACCCCGCCACGUCGGCCGAGGUGGCCCCCCCACCGCGUCACGUGGUGCUCCCGGACCGGUCCUAUAAGGUGACGAAGAGCCUGUACGCCACGUCAUCCAUCGGGCUGCCCAAGUGGGUGGACGAUGUGGCGCCGGACCUGGACUGGAUGACGCAGCGGUCGAGCUGGAUUGGGUACGUCGCGGUGUGCGAGGACCGGAGGGAGAUCCAGCGGAUGGGGAGGAGGGACAUCGUGAUUGCCCUACGCGGGACCGCCACGUGCCUCGAGUGGGCCGAGAACAUGAGGGCCCAUCUUGUCGACAUGCCUCAGGUUGGCGGCCCGGCGCCGGAAGCGGCGCAAGGGCAAUCCAAGGUGGAAUGCGGGUUUCAAAGCCUGUACCGGACAGGCGGGGCUCAUGUUCCGAGCCUGGCCGAGUCCGUGGCGGACGAGGUGAAGAGGCUCCUGAAACUAUACGAGGGCGAGACCCUGAGCAUCACCGUCACGGGGCACAGCCUCGGCGCAGCCCUGGCCCUCCUGGUGGCCGACGAGCUGAGCACGUGCUCCGCAGAAUCUCCGUCCUCCUCGCCGCCGCCACACGUGGCCGUGUUCUCCUUCGGUGGGCCUAGGGUAGGCAACAAAGCAUUUGCAAAUAGGAUCAAUGCCAAAAACGUGAAGGUCCUGAGAAUAGUUAACAACCAGGACAUAAUCACGAGAGUCCCGGGCACAUUCCUGAGCGAAGACCUAGAGCAAAAAUUGAGGGACACCAAACUGGAGGGCGUGCUCGACGACAACAUGCCGUGGGACUACUCGCAUGUCGGCACGGAGCUGAGGGUGGACACGAGGAUGUCGCCAUUCCUUAAGCCGGACGCAGACGUGGCGUGUUGCCACGACCUCGAGGCUUACUUGCACUUGGUGGACGGGUUCUCGUCGUCGAAUUGCCCGUUCCGAGACAAUGCCAAGAGGAGCCUAGUGAGAUUGCUCAACGAGCAGGCGUCCAAUGUGAAGAGAUUGUACACGAGCAAGGCCAAGGCCUUGAGAUUGAAUAUUGAGAGCAGGAGGAAUCAUCAGGGCAUGCCCAUGUCUAAUUGCUUGCCAAGCCCAUCUUAACCCACAGAAAUAUAUAGAGAAAAAAGAAAAAAAAAUCUUCAUUUAGGUAUAUAUCUUUGUACACACACAAAAUCUGGAAAUGGGUAAAUUAAAAAGAAGCCUGUUAGAUGUCAAUCUUUAGCUGUUCUGUUCUCAUUUCUUCCCCAAAAUCUAUGGAUGAUCCCUAGAGCAACAACAUAAAUACCCAAAUCAACACCCAGCUCGUGUCCUCAACGAGAGUCCACGUUUCACGUCCUAACGAACUCGUAAUAGCUAGAAGUGAACCGUGGAAGAUAGGGCCGACGUUGUCACGCCUCUUCCGACUUGCAACCAUACUAGUAAUUUCUCCAUUUUUUUCUCAAUUAUGAAAAUGGAUUUCUCUAAUCUCGAGUGCAAUUCAAAGGGUUGGAAUAAACAUAGACCUCAUUGCGAAGAAUUUUGAAUGAGAUUAGGUGCGUCAAAAUAUUAUUCUAAGUGCACCAACUGUUGGAAAAACACUGCUCUUCACUCGAUAUUUUCAACUGCGGGGAGGGGCACUAAGUCAAUAGGUAAUGCACUAAGCUCACUAACUGCCCUUCUCUUCAUUUGGUGGUUUUCAAUGUCCCCCACCGACAGCAAAAAUGGUCGUGACUUGUGACCAGUGAGGUGAAGAGCAAAACAUCAAAAUCUUCUUUUGACCUUGUAUGUUGCACAGUUGCAGACAUGUACAUGGAAAUUUGGGAAAGUGGGUGAUGACCACAUUAACCAUUGACCCACGCCAUAAUGUCUUUCUUAGGACAGCAAGAUAUCAAAAAAAGAGAAAAAGAAACAAAUUAAAUUUGGAUGAACCAGCUACUAUACGGUUCUUGAUGAAGUGGUUCAAAGGGUAGAUGUACCGCAUAGUGAAUUGCACGGUUCCUGCUGCUGUGGAGUCUAAACUCGGAGAAGUCGUCGAGAGUUCUGUCAACCACACGUCGAGGAAAAGUGAAGUGAUUAUGGGAUUCCUGCUUUUUUGGGGGGGCCAGUACCUUGUUGUCGGGGCUUUUUACUGGGCUCCGGCUGCGUGUCGUGCGGCAAAUUUGCUCUGUGGUUGUCUCUUCAGCGACGGGAUCUCCUCCGUCCCCGCUAUGUUGCUUGCGUUGGGGGGGGACGAGCAUGACGUCCCUAGAUAAUGAGUAGGGGACGAAAACGUGGUGUUGUUUAGAUGCUGUAAAAUGUGAAAUUCGAUAAAAGCAUGCUCCUUUGCUUUGUCGACAACGACGAGAGGAAAGAUGUGCGCGCCACGCCGGCCAGGCUACUAUCGACUUUUUCUUUUUCAGCUUCUCCUUUCUUUCUCCCUCUGAUUCUCACUCAGCCAUGAUCUCUCUCUCUCUCUCUCUCUCUGACUUGCCCUCCAACUCACUAACUCCAUCGAGCUCUCUCAUUCUCUCGCUCUCUAGCUCACGCCGUUGUCUCCGUUGGCACUUCGCUGUCUUCUCCAUGGUCCGGGUUGCUCUCCCGUGCUCAAGUUCCGGCUUCACCAGGUAGUCGCUGAAGAACCGGUACAAGUGAUGUGGCGAUUAGUGUUUAGUUGGAUGUAAACAUGUGAUUUGUAUUUGCGUAGUUAAGCAUGAGCUCAAGCUCCAGCUUCAAUUGGUAAUAGCCGUAAGAAGGUCUGCUUUCUUGCAAUUGUUUGAAUAUUUGAAAGCCUAGUCUAAUUAUGUUGCUAUGCUUGUGUGGACUGCUAGAUUGAGUGUAAUAUGUGCCGUUGUGUUGUGCACUUGUUAGCUGGGAUAUUGCGAGAAUUAAAUGUAAUUGUUGAGAUGGAUUGAUGUUAGAAUAGAAAGUUCAUAAUUUGGGAAACACAGUUUGCAGCUUUUGAUGCUGGAAGUGUUUCCGUUAGCUUGAGUUAGCAUCUUUUUCGUAUUUCUAUAAUGACCUGGUCCGACGAGGGCAGAGAGUGGUUUCCAAGGCCAGAAGGCCUGGACAAGAAGUGGAUCUUGGCAGGAUUUAGGACGGCGAAGAGGACAGGAAUUGUGAGGCAUGGGAUGGGCCAAAGCGGAUAAUAACUCAGAUACUGAGAAGUUCCGAUUUUCUCUCUUCUUUCCAAUCGAGAAAGGAAGUCUCUUUUCAUGCAGUUUUUGAUUGCUUCAUUGGAGUAAAUGGGGAUAAUGAAUGUCAUACUUCUGUCAAAUUGGAGCUUGAAAAUAAACCAUAUAGCUGUCUGAGUCUCAAAUUUCCAAGGUGCGGACAUCUGUUGGUUUAUGUUUCUUUCUACCAAGUGAUCGUUCAGAGGGACUGAAGCAAAUCAGUGGAGUGACUCUACAACUAUCUGUUAGCAUAAGCUAAGUCCUGAAGAUUGUUGAAGGGGAGAGGUACUGCAGCCGUAGUGGCCGUGGUCGGGGUCAAAAGAAGCCCGCAGCCUCGAAAGAGUGUGACCGACGGGUCAUUAACAAGAACAAAAUCUUCUGUAUGGGAAACCUCGUUUAGGGAUCAAUGACGCUGGCUACUUAGCAUGUAUAUCUUAGAUACUCCACUGCGGGCUUUAUUUGCCGGCGGUUUUGUUUUGAUUCAUAUGCAAACCCCUUUUCUCCACUCUGUUUAAGGUUUUACUGGGACGUUGUCCCGCUGUGUCCAAGAAAGAGAAAUCGCAUCGGCUUGAUUGUAUUAGAUCGAAAAUGCAUUUUAAUCUUUCCAUCUUCUUAAGUUUCGAGAUAAUGAUACGACGUUUUCUGAUUAUUCUG
Messenger RNA from Syzygium oleosum, 4440 nucleotides. RefSeq names its product phospholipase A1-Ibeta2, chloroplastic-like. Gene Ontology annotation, molecular function: glycerophospholipase activity. Lineage: Eukaryota; Viridiplantae; Streptophyta; Magnoliopsida; Myrtales; Myrtaceae. The coding region runs from base 86 to 1759 and encodes 557 amino acids. The record is from RefSeq and is a predicted model, not a curated record. The transcript is spliced from 3 exons. Gene Ontology annotation, biological process: lipid metabolic process.